Messenger RNA from Temnothorax curvispinosus, 1536 nucleotides. Its product is annotated as rRNA methyltransferase 3, mitochondrial-like. Lineage: Eukaryota; Metazoa; Arthropoda; Insecta; Hymenoptera; Formicidae. Bases 192 to 1514 code for a protein of 440 amino acids. Gene Ontology annotation, molecular function: RNA binding; RNA methyltransferase activity. The record is from RefSeq and is a predicted model, not a curated record. Gene Ontology annotation, biological process: RNA processing. The transcript is spliced from 4 exons.
AUGAUAUUCCUGGCGCCGGGUGAAUGCAAGAGCAUGUGGCAAAUUUAUUCAGACUUUCGGUAUCUUGAAUUAACAACGUGUGUCGCGUUAUAAAAAGUUAACACAAAACAUUAUUAUAUAAUAUAGUGAUUAUUAAAAUAAUUAUUCAAUGAACAGUGCAUGACAUUUGGAAUAGAUUUUUCAAAAUAAAAAUGUUGCUGAGUGUUGUACAGUUAUCACUUAGGUCGAUUCGCGGCGCAAAACUUUUGCGACCAGCCGAUUUAAGAUCGACAAUUAAAUGCGGAUAUAGUUCUGGAUGGAGUAGUCGAAGACCUGUUGCUAUUGUCAAUGAACACGAGCUUUUGGACACUGAUGAUACAUCGAAAGCUGUUGAACAAAAAACUCCUAAAACACGUAGGAGGAGACCAAGAGUCAAUACACGCGAAGAGAAAAAGAAAGAUAAGAAGGAAAAUGAAAUUAAAGAAGGUUCUGCCACAGAACAAAGAUAUAUAGCACUUGAUGCAAACGAUAAGCUCAUCAGCUCAUUGAUGAUAGAUAUUAAAACGAAAAAGAGAAGAGAAAAGACUCGUCAAAUGCUACUGGAAGGCUUUCGAUUAAUCGAAGAUGCGAUUCAGGCAGGGAUAGUGCCAAAAGUAAUAUUUUUCAACAGAUUGUCCGACAUACUGCCGCUGUCGCUUCCCAAGGAAGUAAAACUGUAUAAGAUUCCGUAUCGUACGAUUCAAUUGUGGUCCAACUUAACAACUUCGCCUGGGAUAAUUGGAAUCUUCGAAAUCCCAGAUAUGGACGAUAAGGAACCUGCCAAGGACGCUAUACCUUUGACUAUUGUCUGUGACAAUGUCAGAGAACCAGGAAAUUUGGGAACUAUUAUAAGAGCUGCUGCUGCAGUUGGUUGCGAAAAGUUAUUAUUAAUGAAAGGGUGUGUGGAUUUGUGGGAGCCCAAAGUUGUGCGCAGUGCUACAGGUGCACAUUUUCGCCUACCAAUAAUUACGUCCGUUUCAUGGGAUGAGAUUCCAACGUUGAUAAAUGAUGAGUCUGCAAUUUUUCUAGCGGACAACAAUAUAGCGUAUGAAAAUGAUUUAAAAGACACGGUUAAUCAAGAGUCAACUGUAAGCACUUCCAUCGAAGGCAAUGAUAAUUAUACGAAACAAGAUUAUGUAAAUGCGAACGACGAUCAAACUGCUGAAGAUAACGCGAUAGACCAACUGACAAGUCAAACCAACCAAUAUAAACAAACUGCAAAAACUAAAUUGCUAGUAAAAAAAUUAAUAUCUCAACUUCCAGUUGAACCUUACUAUACAUUAGAUUUUACAAAAAGAGAAAUGGUACUUGUUAUUGGGGGUGAAACCGAGGGUGUUAGUCUCGAAUCAUGUAAAUUGUUACGUGCAAGAAAUUGCACUCGUGUUAACAUACCAUUGACUAACGGCAUUGACAGUUUAAAUGUUGGUGUGGCUGUUGGUAUUGUUACAUUUGAAAUGAGAAGACAGUUUGUAACUCGCAAAAUUGAUGAUGAAUAAAACUAUUUCUAAAUAUAUAUAG